AUGAAUCAUCAACUCUCAAUAACCAUGUUGAUCGCAAUGCUCCUCCUACCACUCUCCUUUGUCUCGGCCUCCAUCGCAGACACACCCAAAACACCGCAGAAGAAAGCCUGUGGUUGGGAACUCAUGCAGAACCUCAACAUAUCCAUAGCUAGUCUGGGUACCUUGUACGCGAAACAGACAGGCGACCGUUCCCUGUGCACCCGCCAGGAUGACGGCUCAGAGUACUGCACUUGCAUUUAUGAGUGUGGGAAUGGGGUUUGGAGUUUUCAGGAAGAUCAAAGUACGACUGAUGUCAAGGACUGGACUUGGCAACAGGGUUGUGGAAAGUAUUGUCAUGCUGGUGUGUGUGAUGGUCAGGUUUAA
Bipolaris victoriae FI3 is the source of this 363-nucleotide messenger RNA. RefSeq lists its product as hypothetical. Lineage: Eukaryota; Fungi; Ascomycota; Dothideomycetes; Pleosporales; Pleosporaceae. The record is from RefSeq and is a predicted model, not a curated record. The transcript is spliced from 3 exons. Bases 1 to 363 code for a protein of 120 amino acids.